AUGGGUGCACUAAUUUACCCUACCCUGUGCCUUGACUUACAGGAAGGCGAAGAACUGGAGGAUGAGGAAGAGGAGGAAGGCGAAGAACUGGAGGAUGAGGAAGAAGAGGAGGGGGAGGAGGAAGAGGCCAAAGGAGAUGAAGAGCAGGAAGGCGAAGAACUGGAGGAUGAGGAAGAGGAGGAAGGCGAAGAACUGGAGGAUGAGGAAGAGGAGGAGGAUGAUGAAGUUUCUCCUGAACCCAUUUCCACUUCUGAGGAUGAAGAGUCGGCUGUAUCUCCUGAUUCUGAGUCCGAUGUCCCUGUUGGGGUGACAGACAGUGACGAAGAGGUAACUUUACCCGAUGAAGAUGAUGAAAAAGACAAAGAAGAACAGGAUGAAGAUGAAACCAGUGACGAUCAACUUCUUUCCAGUGAAGAGGAAGAGGGAGAGGACGAGCUGGAGGAUGAUGAAGAAGAUGAUGAAGAUGAUAGACUAGCUGAGGGUGUUACUGAUAGUGAUGAUGUCAUUGCAGAAGACACUAGCGAUGACCUGGAUCUUCCUCCUAUUGUAGCUGGUAGUGAGGAUGAGGAAGAUAUUGAUCACAAACUGGCAGAGGAAGAAGAUGAAGAUGAAGAAGAUCUUUCUCCACUUCCUGCUGAAGAUGAAGACUUGGAAGAAGACAUAAAAACUGUAGAAGACACAGACGAGGAGGAAGAUGAUGAGGAGCUGGACCAAUCAGACGAGGACAUCUCUGUUGCAUCCUCCGAACACUUUGCAGAUGAUGAAGAUGAUGAAGAUGAUGAAGAAGACCUUAAAGAUGAUGACCUUGACCUGGACUUUGACAAAGAUAUCCUUGAAGACCUUAAACACAAAGAUGCUCAAGACAAACCUGAUGUCACUGAAGAGGGCAUCCUUGAUGAUGACAAAGAGGAAGAGGAGGAGGAAGCUGGCAUUCCUCCCUUUACGAGCACAGACAGCGGCGUCUUAGGUGAUGAAGAUGAUGAGGAUGACAUUUCCUUUGAAACGGAUGAGGACUCCACUGGAGAAACAAUUCUGAGUGACUCUUAUGACACAACUGAUGAUAAGGAUGUUGAUACAAGCUCUUUAGAUGAGGAGGAUGAAGAAGAUGAGGAUGAAGAUGAAGAAGAUGAUGGUGUUAGUGAAAUCUUGAUGGCAGCUGCUGCUGCAGGAACAUUAACUGUCCAGGAGGAGGCAGCAAAGACUGAUGAAGACCAUGAAGAAGGGGAUGAGCUCGAAGAGGCUGAAGAUGAAGGAAAGACUGAAGACGCAGAAACAAAAGAAACAGAGUAG
Messenger RNA from Pundamilia nyererei, 1290 nucleotides. Its product is annotated as spore wall protein 2-like. Lineage: Eukaryota; Metazoa; Chordata; Actinopteri; Cichliformes; Cichlidae. The transcript has 4 exons. The record is from RefSeq and is a predicted model, not a curated record. Bases 1 to 1290 code for a protein of 429 amino acids.